This is a messenger RNA of Saxophila tyrrhenica, 1914 nucleotides long. RefSeq lists its product as uncharacterized. Bases 1 to 1914 code for a protein of 637 amino acids. The transcript is spliced from 2 exons. NCBI's taxonomy places the organism in Eukaryota, Fungi, Ascomycota, Dothideomycetes, Mycosphaerellales, Extremaceae. The record is from RefSeq and is a predicted model, not a curated record. Gene Ontology annotation, molecular function: protein binding.
AUGACAAAGUCUUGGAAGGAUGUCAAACAGGAAGCAUGUCAUCUAUACACACAGGGAGCCACGCUGCUGCAAGUUCAGGCCAAACUAGAGCAGAAGUAUCAAUUCCGAGCCUCCACUCGAGCAUUCAGAGGGAAGUUCAAGGAAUGGGGAGUUACCCGGUCCUCCCAGUUGGUGGAGCUCAAAGCCCGGAAUGCUCGUAUGCCGCGAGUGCUCGGCGGUGCUGAGCUAUCAUACGAGAUGCCGGAGGCGACGAUAGUUGGAAGGUCGCAUUCGGAGCCUUUGGGAUCAGAGGUGUUUCAACCAGCUUCAAGGGGUACGAAUCGGCCGUCCUACCUUGACGACCACGCCUCGAGGCAUCCGUGGCUUGAGCACGACGCUUCCACCCAGAUUGUGGACCAAUUCGAGUUUCUGUACCACGAACUUCGGCAAGCGGAGACAGGGCCAGAGAUUUCUGAAAUAUUGAACCGGACACGCUUCGUAUCUGGCGAAGACUGCAUCCUUCACUACACAGCAGCCAAAGCCGAACUCUGGGCACUGGACUAUCUGAUGGAUUACAUCAAUAUCAAAGACAUCAGUAUCGACCUCGAAAACUCUCGACGCCGAACAGCCUUGGAGUAUGCCAUUCUCGCAGGCCAGAAGUUUUCAGUCGAGCUCCUUUUGGCGAACGGAGCGUCGGUGGAUCGCCGCAAUAGUUCUGAGCAGCAGCCGCUUCACUGUGCAGUUCAGUCUCUUUCGCCCGAUAUAUGUGUCAUUCUACUAGAGCAUGGUGCCAACGCAAACGCACCCCUAGCUGUGAAGCAACAAUAUCGUAGCUCACUCGAUGUCACAUUCGAGCAACUCUCAAAAGCCCAGAUGAAAGAAGAAAGGGACAAGCUGGCCAGGAUUUUUGAGAUACUGUUGACGAACGGAGCUGACGUUGCUGACCGCGGCAGCGAAUCUGAAGUCACCCAGCUUGAAUUCCUCAAGAGAUGGUAUCAACAGGACCCGCGAUCGUUCCAGCCAAGUCACUACCUUCGAAACAACUUCCACCCGCUCUGCUGGAUAUCUCGAAAAUUGUGCCCAGUAGGAGCAUGCGGUUCGCUUGCGUCCUACAUCUUCAGCCACACACCCGGAAGUGGAUUGGCUAGACUGCUGAUACAGACGGUCGACGUCGAAAACCAUGGAGACGACUUAUUGCACGCCAUGCUUUCCCCUUGCAUUCAGCAGGCCACAACAAACUGGGAUCCCACAACUUACGAGCUCUUCCACGAGUUGUUAGAAAGGAUGCAUGCGCGAGGCGUCAAACCUCGUAAGGAUCCAUUCAUCCUGCAUCGGAUAUGGAGGGAUGCACCUCAUCAUGAGAGACUGCUCCUCAUCGAAAGCGCUCAACGUUCAGCUCUGGCCACAGCCGAGGAAUCAAGAAUGGUCCUGGUUGAGCUUGGCCCAGAAGAUGGCAACUUCGGACUAGACAUGGCCGAGUCGCUGAUGUCACAGCCCGAAGUAGUCUCUGCCCAGCUGUGGAACGAACUUGUGGUCCACUACUAUGGCAAAUCUGGAAUGUUUCGGCGCAGUUUCAGCGUGGCGGACGAAGGCUUCCAUCAUGAAAUUCAGCUGAAGAUCUUCACUGCUCUGGGGCUGGACUUGCAACAAGCCGCGGGCGCCGAAGAGCAUGUUGUCAGGAGCACAAUGCAUGUGUUUACCAAACGGCUGCUAGAAGGCAAAAUACCUGGCCAUAACAUCUCGGCGCAGCAGCGAGUGUUUGGCGUUACUCCGCUGAGAGAGAAAUAUGACCUGCCUGAGCUGCCUGUGCCGAGCUCAAUGAUCCUUGAGAUGAACUCGCACAUCCACCGGGGGCGGGUCGACGUGCUAUCCGCCGAGCAAGGAAGUGACUACUAUUCGUCUCCCGGCACUACGAUGAGCGACGGCCACUCAUGA